GGCUCAAAAUACUGGAGAAAUGUAUUGAACAUCGAAAGGCAGCAUUGGAUGGUGUUAUUUCGUCCCAACAUCCUAGUAUAAGAUUGUUAGUUAUGGCAGUGAUUAGGUGUUUACUUACGAGUGUCAUAUUAUUCCAUGACUGCUUUAUUAGCUAAAGAAGGCAAAACGCAGAAUAACGAGGACUACUUAAAUAUUCAAAUGCCAGUUACCCCUUUGCUCUCCUAUAUCCCAGAUGUGGUGAGGCAAUACAGACCUCAAUCCCCAGUUUUACAAGUGGAUAAAUUGAAUGCCAAAGGCUUGGUUAAUAAUUGGCUACUCUGUGUGAAGCAAUCAGUAGAGGAGGGAUUAAAAAAAUCUCUGCAAUCUGUAACUACUGUCAAGGCUUUGCAGCUGAUUCGUGAGGAGUAUAAUAAAAUUAAGAUGCCUGAGAACUGGAUUCAAAUUUGUGUGGAUUUGCACUUUCCAGAAAGCUUUGACAUGUGGCAGUACUUUUUACAAGAUUUGUUGACCUCCAAAGCCAAAAGCCUUAUCUCCAGUAUAAUUUCGCGCAACACAGAAGAGAUUAAAAGUGAUGUUACUGCGGUGCUUCAAAAAAUUGCUAAAACUAAGGAUUUCGAGGUUGAUUUAAGAGGUUACGCCUGGACUGAGGAGCAUUCGGAUGUUGAUAAAGCAGAUCCAAGUCACACAGGUUUAAUUAUGAAAACCAAAGGGUUUUCCCAAACCCUCAUAAAUCUCUGUGGGACAGUCGACUCAAAAUAUUUAGCACUGCUAAAAGAUGUUUCGCCAUAUUUGUAUGGUGUUGAAGUGCCUGAUAGCUCCAGUAAUGGACUUGUCACCACAGGUAAAUGUAGGAAAUAUGUUGAUGGUGCCCAAUUGGAAAAUCAUUUAGCAGAGGAAUGCAUAAGUUACUCACUACGGUUACCUGCGUUUAUAGAGGAGCAAAUAAGUACCGACAUGGACGUGACCAAGGUAUCGAAAUCGUUGUUCUUUGCGAGAUUUUUGGGCGCUGCUUGCGAAAUGUGCACAAGCUUUGUUAGGUCCUGCCAAUUUAACGGCGACGCUACCGGUUGGAAUCGCGUGUGCCGCGACUUCUUGUCGUCCAGUGACCGUUUGUGGGGGAAUUGGGUCGACGCCUGCGUAAAAGUCACCGUCCAUCUUUCCAGAGAGAUGAACGACACGGGUCCGAAAAAAGUGAUUCGAGAAUUAUACAAGUGGGAUGAGAUCGAGAUCCAGGAACAAACCGAGGAGAAAACGUUCAAAUCCCAUAUCAGGGUACCGCUCAGACCUAGCGUUUCGCUCGUAACCGUUCUGGCCAAGCUCAACGCCGAUCUCGCGCAAAUACUACCGUUUACUCUGCCCAAUUCCAUACACGACCAGUUUUUAAUGCGGAACUCGCGCGUCAUUUUGGCCGAAUAUGAAAAAAUCGUCUCCCAACCCCUUAACCAGAUAACAGCGCUGCAGUUUUUGUUUGACGUGCGAUUUUUCGUUAGCCUCUGCGUUCCCAGGGAAAACGUAGAUGUAGGGGGCAACGCUCAGCGCAUUUGCGACGAGCUAAGACAAAAAAUCGACCCAUUCGACCUCGAUGUCUUCUAUUCGUACCUACAGAGUAACGUGAAGAAGGCCGUCGGGCAGCUUCAGACGAUGUUCGGGGGUCUCGUGCCUUACAACGCUCAGCCGCACGCCACUGAGACUGUGCCGGCCAAGCACAAAAGUCAAGAAAUAACGCCGUCGCUACUUGCAUUAAGUAAACCGUCGUCUGACGCUUGGUUUCCGUUGUUGCCGAUCACAGGGCCGUCGCAUAAGGUCGCCCCGCCUUCCGGUAACCUGGAAAUUAAGGAAGAACGGAAAGCCCCCGGGAAAACGCUCCACGAGUCGUUCUCCUCGAGACAGCUCGCCACUUCCAUAUUCGGAGGCAUCGCCAGCGACUGGUUCUCUUAAUGUCCCAAAUAAUGCAGUCUCUUUUUUUAAAGCUUUAAGGAAAAUAAAACAAAGCAAAAAAAAAUACUUCGCAUUUUAUUUGACACAUUCAAAGGGGCCUCGGCGAAAUUAAAAAUAAAUAUUAAAAAUAGUAACAUAUAAAAAAUAACUCAUCUAUAAAGUGUAACUGAAUAGUGACGUCUCGAAAACUUAAAACUCUUCCGGGCGGCGCCAAAGUAAAGGGAUUAUUUGCUUUUGCGUGACAUGUCGUUACAUAAGGCCUCCAUUUAAGAUAUUCCAACACACUAUCUCAAUAAAUACUACACUGAGAAAAAAUGUUAAAUACAAAAAGUGUUUGACCCUAGUAUUUUUAUGUAUACAGGGUGUUCAGUUGUGCCAGGACAGUAAUCAACUCUAUUUUUUAAAUGGAAUGCUAUGAAUAUUUGUUAAAAUUAUAAUUACAAUUCGCUUGAUUUUGGGAAUUUUUUGUCAUUACAUAAGCAUGCCAAAUUUUGAGAUUUGAUAAAAAUGAACUUUUCCACUUUUUUGCCGAAAAACAGGCCUUGGAAAAAUGUGUUUUUUUAUACUUGAAAACUAAAAUUGGAAAU
Messenger RNA from Cylas formicarius (sweet potato weevil), 2525 nucleotides. Its product is annotated as conserved oligomeric Golgi complex subunit 1-like. Gene Ontology annotation, biological process: intra-Golgi vesicle-mediated transport. The coding region runs from base 136 to 1938 and encodes 600 amino acids. Lineage: Eukaryota; Metazoa; Arthropoda; Insecta; Coleoptera; Brentidae. The record is from RefSeq and is a predicted model, not a curated record. The transcript has 8 exons. Gene Ontology annotation, cellular component: Golgi apparatus; COG complex.